This is a messenger RNA of Anopheles marshallii, 744 nucleotides long. RefSeq lists its product as uncharacterized. The record is from RefSeq and is a predicted model, not a curated record. The transcript is spliced from 2 exons. Lineage: Eukaryota; Metazoa; Arthropoda; Insecta; Diptera; Culicidae. The coding region runs from base 1 to 744 and encodes 247 amino acids.
AUGACUACAGAACGGUUAAUAGUACUGUUGGCACUUGUGCUUGUUGUGGUAGUAGCAGAAGUUCAAAGUUCUCCGUUGAUAGAAAAGGAAUCCAGGGCUGGCACUGACGUUGAAGCGGGGCGACAACGAGGUCCUUUCCAUUUUGGUGUGUAUCCAUUCGGAUGGGGCUGGGGCAUUGCGGCGUUUGUCAUAGCGGUUGUGAAAGGUGCGUUUUGGCUCGGUAUCAUCAUGAUCUGGGCGUUCUUUAAAGGUUUCCCCGCCAAACAUGGCUGUGCACCGAUUAUUCUGCGCGAAUCCGUACCAUACUACCACGACCAUCAUCACGAUCACCAUGAGGAAAUCAUUUGGGACAAACCUCCGCACCGUAGACGCUCGAUACGGGAGGUGACACAACCGGGCGAAGAAUCCGAUCUACUCCUGACCGACAUGAUUACGGAUCUGGCGUUCAGCUUUCUCGGAGUCCAUACGACCGAUUGUCGUAAGCGGUUUGUGUGUGAGGUGGACGUUAGGGCGAAGAAUGACUACCUGUUGAAGCUGGGUACGCGUAUGUUCGGUGUGGAUAUCUUCCGGAAGUAUCGUUCACCGGAUGAUGUUUCGGCCGAAAGCAUCGAACAGUGUGCUAAGUUGUACGACAAGUGUAAAACGCAAGGAAGUUCAAUUACGAUGAACGUUUUCGAUGGUCAAAUGCAAGGAUCUAUAGAUGAUUAUGAUGAAGCUGUGGCAAAUCAGGAACAACAGCGAUAG